Messenger RNA from Leptinotarsa decemlineata (Colorado potato beetle), 1547 nucleotides. RefSeq names its product dolichyl-diphosphooligosaccharide--protein glycosyltransferase subunit 1. The record is from RefSeq and is a predicted model, not a curated record. Gene Ontology annotation, cellular component: oligosaccharyltransferase complex; membrane. NCBI's taxonomy places the organism in Eukaryota, Metazoa, Arthropoda, Insecta, Coleoptera, Chrysomelidae.
GACGUUGACAAUUGAUGAUGUGUCAGUCGAUAAUGUUGAAGUGAGUUGUGAACGUGUUGAACUCAAAAAUUAAAAGUAAAAAUGAAGAGAAUAUCAUUGUUUUUAGUCUUUUGGGCUUUUGCGAAUGCUUCAGAAAAAAUUAAAAGUCAGCUUGUUAAUAAAAAUGUCGAACGAUCCAUUGAUUUAACAUCACAAUUGGUGAAAAUCAGUACCACUAUAACCCUGGAGAAUACCGGCAAAGAUCCUAUCCGGAGCUUUUUGAUCGCAGAAGAACCAAGAAAUCUUGGUAAUGUUUCAUUUCGUAGUGUGAAGGAUUCUUCUAAAAAUGAUUUGAAGUUUACACCAUCAGAUGUAGACAAUCAUGAGGAUAAGAAAUUUUAUAAUGUCAUUCUCAAACAAUCAAUAGAACCUGGACGUUCAGUUAGUGUUGUAAUGGAAGAAGUGCUGAUGAAGAGUUUGGAACCUUAUCCUAACAGUAUUACUCAAAAAGAAAAACAGUUGGUUCGCUAUUUUGGUAAUCACUAUUUCUACUCUCCAUAUUUUACAACAAAACAGAAAACUGAUGUCACCCUCAGCUCUAGAGGGGUUGAGAAUUACACAAAACUCAAACCAGUUUCAUUAUCCGAUUCUACAAUAUCUUACGGACCUUAUUCCAGCAUACAACCUUUCACAGAUGAUGAAAUGGUUAUACAUUAUGAAAGUAAUGCCCCCUUUUUGACAGUCACAAGGUUGGAAAGGUUCAUCGAGGUAUCACACUGGGGAAAUAUAGCAGUAGAAGAACAUAUUGAAAUUAGGCAUACAGGAGCGAAACUGAAAGGUCCAUUUUCAAGAUAUGAUUAUCAAAGAGAUACAAGUUCCGUACAUCACAGUAUAAAAGCUUACCGUACCAUCCUACCUGCCUCUGCCCAUAGUAUUUACUACAGAGACAGUAAUGGAAAUAUAUCUACAUCGUCAGUGAGACCAAGAAAAGAGUGGAUCGAACUUGAAUUGAGGCCUAGGUUUCCUCUCUUUGGAGGUUGGCAGAGUUCUUACAUUCUUGGAUACAGUGUACCAAGCUAUCAGUACCUGUUCAAAUCGGACAAGGGAGACAAUAUAUUAAACAUGAGAAUAAUAGACCAUGUUUUUGAUGAUAUGUUUGUUGAAGAACUUGUAACUUCUGUGGUUUUACCAGUUGGUGUCUCCGACAUUAGAGUUAAAACUCCAUAUGAAGUUGAACGUCUACCCGAUGAAGUCACACACAAAUAUCUGGACAAUAUCGGCCGCACAGUCAUCAAGUUGAGGAAGACUAACCUAGUAGAGCAACACAUCCAAGAUCUGGAGAUAUCCUACACCUGGAAACCACAUCUUCUUCUGCAUGAACCUGUUCUGCUAUCUAUUGCACUGUUCCUAUUAUUUGUUAUUGUUAUAGUUUGGGUUAGAUUAGAUUUUUCAUUAGGAGUCCAUGACCAAAGUAAAAGAGAGUGAAGUUUUUGUGAAUAAGUAUAAUUUCCUUGUUUGAAAUGAUUUUUCAAUAAAGUUUUUGAUAACUCUUUAUACUUAAUCGAAAA